Messenger RNA from Glycine soja, 1479 nucleotides. RefSeq names its product heavy metal-associated isoprenylated plant protein 35-like. Gene Ontology annotation, molecular function: metal ion binding. The record is from RefSeq and is a predicted model, not a curated record. The transcript is spliced from 3 exons. Bases 194 to 1252 code for a protein of 352 amino acids. NCBI's taxonomy places the organism in Eukaryota, Viridiplantae, Streptophyta, Magnoliopsida, Fabales, Fabaceae.
UCCCCUCUUUCACUAGGUCCUUUGUUUCCUUGAAAGCCUUUUAUUUUGUAAGUUCCCUUAAAUUUUUUUUAGUGCCAAACUCUUAGAGCAUCAUUUCCUUGCUUUUUAAGCAUUGCCACCAGUUUCAAAGCACCCUUCUGCGCUCCUCUCUUACUGCUACACAUCUCAAGCAUCCGUAGUUUCCGUCUUCCCAAUGGCUGCAACUGCACCUGCAACAGAAACAAGAGUUGAAAUUAAAGAACCUCCUACAGAAGAACUUUUAGAACCUCUCAUGUGCAAGAGCUGUGUGUUGAAAGUCUCCAUUCAUUGUCAAGGCUGCACAAGGAAAGUUAAAAAAAUCCUACAGAGCAUAGACGGUGUUUAUUGCACAUCAAUAGAUUUGAGGCAACAGAAGGUUAUAGUAAAGGGAAACGUAGACAGCGACACUUUGAUUAAGAAACUAACAGAGACAGGGAAACGCGCUGAGUUAUGGCCAGACCAACCCGAACUGAAGAAGAAGAAGAAGAAAAAGAAAAAGAAGAAGAAGAAGGCAAACCCAGAGAACAAAGAGAAACCGAGCGAACAAGAAAGCAGCGAAGAAAGCAACCAGAGCGGCGACGACAACAACAACGAAAAGGAAGCUAUUAAGGUUGUCGUUCAAGACCCAGCCAAAAACAACGAAGGAUUUUUUAACGUAAACAGAGUUGGUGAAGGAAGCGCAACCGGCUUAACCGGGGUGCAGUUCCAGGAUCCGAGGAUGGAGGUGAGGCAAACGGUGAUGGUACCACCCGGUUACCAGUCAUCGGUGAUGGGCGAGAAAAGGGUUACUAUCAACGUCCCUGGCAUGAUGGAUGAGAACGAGGGUGGCAGUGGAGGGAAAAGGACGAAAAGCAAGGGGCAAAAAGGGAAUGUUGUAAUCAACGGCGGCAACGAGGGUGUUACUGUGGUGGAACACGCUGGUGGAGAUUGGAACCAGAUGCCUGGUGGUCAUGGACAUGGGCCACCCAAUGAGAGUCCCCCACGGCAUCAGUACCCACCGCACUAUCAUGCACCCGCAUCUCCAGUAUACACUGGAACCUACCACACAGCGUAUCCCACUGUCACCCGCUACGGUGCUGCGUAUUAUACGUCCCCGCAACCGUAUUCGUAUUCUCACGUGUAUCGGUGCGUUGGGUCCGAGUCAGACUCAGAAACUUAUACAUCACCUUCACCACCGUCUUGUUCCUUCGAAUUAUUCAGCGAUGAAAAUCCUAAUGCCUGCUUUAUCAUGUGAGUGUUGUCACGAAAUUUCAACCACCGUAACUAACUUUCUUUUUCUUAAUCUCGUUGUGCUCUCUUGAAUAUUAAUGCAUGAAUACUGGGUGUGUCAGUUUCAAUUCAGAGUGAGGAAUUUUAUUUAUUUUUCUCAAAUCUCGUUUAGAAAUCAAUAAUCUUUUGUAGUGCGCUGAGAUAAUACGAAUUAUUGGCUACUCAACGGGUCAACGUUCGAAUUUCACUUUA